Molecule: messenger RNA, 1542 nt
Organism: Trichoderma harzianum CBS 226.95
Lineage: Eukaryota; Fungi; Ascomycota; Sordariomycetes; Hypocreales; Hypocreaceae
Exons: 1
Coding region: 464-1264 (266 amino acids)
Source: RefSeq, a predicted model, not a curated record
GCGACUUGUAUGAAUAUUAGAUGUCGAAAUGCUGCAGUUGGUAGUGCAAUAUGCAAUAGUGGGAUGCAGGUUUGAUAAAAAGGGCUGGAGCUGGAUGUUGGAUGAUGGCUGAAUGACGAGUGGAGUGACGAGAUUCGGCAGCGGCUGGACGCGUUGAUUGGAUUGGGCCUGCGAGAUUUCGGGGCAAGCCGAAGGCCCUGGUCUUGAAAUGUACAGGGAGAUGCCCAGGAGGGAUUUUGCUAGCAGCACGUCAUGCAAGGCGGUUUUUCUUCUCUCUACAUCAAUUAAAGUGGCUGAGCGGGUGGCGUGUAAAGUGCCUUGAGAAGAGGGUGCCUUGAAGGUGGGAAGAGUUGAGGUUUGCUUGCAUCUACUCGUACAUACACUGGACAGUUCCAUGAUAUCCUCAACUCUUAUCAAUCACUAUCAAUCGCCAUCAUCCACCAUCAUCACCUCCGUGUAAGAGAUGAUGACCCCCAAUUCGCUUCGCUUCAGCUUCCUUGUGCAAAUAAAUAUAGACACUUGUACAAUCCCAGCCUCCACGCGCGUGCUUCGCGCGUCUCCUCUAGCGCAUCAUGCAAUGCACCAUCACGCACAGCUCGCAACCUCCCCCUGUCGCGCAUCCAAGGCGCAUCCCUGGCUCUCACGCAUCCCCACGCGUCCAUUGGCCUCCCGCCCGCCAAUCGUGGCAAAGCACUUUACCCGUCCCGGCAGACGCGUCAAUGGUCUCCGUACAGGAUGUAUGUACAAGAUGCAUGGCCAGCCGCCCGUGUGUCUCGCCGGCUCGCUUUUAUUGUCUUGGGGGGGGGCGAAAUCUGGGCGAACGAGAUCUGCCCUUUCCUGCCCUCUUCAUGUCUCGAUGCUCUUCCCUCCCAUCCCAUCCAGUACUUACAUUCCCCCCCUCUGUCUCUGGCAUCAAAUCAUAGGCAUCAAAUUUGAUAGCAGAGCCUCGUUCUUCCCCCCCUGCUGUAAAUCCCCUUCACUCAGCUCCCUCCAGUUCCCAGCUUCAUUCUCUCCCACUCUCCCCCAACCCCACAUUCGAGAAAAAGCCCACACAAAAUCUGAAAUCCCAUUAAACUUAAGCGAAUCGUCGGUGAGGCGCGUCGCGACAGUACCUCCCUCUUGCCAAUUUGCGCACGGACCUCUAUGUAUCUGCGACCAUCUUGUGAGCCGUCCGCUACUUCUGCCGCCCUCUGCCACCCUUCUGCUAGGCUGGAACGCUAGGCCCCCGUUUGGCCGUGUCUUGCGAGCAACCACUAGGCUUUAGCAGCUUUAGCAGCUUUAGCACCACCUUUAGCACCCAGUAGUGUGAGAGGGUAAAGGUACCCCUCAAGUAGCCCUUCGAGUAGCAGGAGUAGCAGGUACUCCAGGGCCGGCCGUUCAGACGCCUCGAGACAUGUACCGGCCGCCCUCUGGCCGCAUCGCCCUUCUCAAGUCCACAUCGCGCUUCUUCAGUGUUUAUUAGUACUCCCUCUGUCCCACUUGGGCCUCGCGCUCUUCUCCCCUCCCAUCUCUUCCCAUUUGCUUUUGUUAUUCGCCUCGCUC